Penicillium daleae is the source of this 1689-nucleotide messenger RNA. RefSeq names its product cytochrome P450. The coding region runs from base 1 to 1689 and encodes 562 amino acids. Lineage: Eukaryota; Fungi; Ascomycota; Eurotiomycetes; Eurotiales; Aspergillaceae. Gene Ontology annotation, molecular function: monooxygenase activity; heme binding; iron ion binding. The record is from RefSeq and is a predicted model, not a curated record. The transcript has 5 exons.
AUGAUAGGUGAAAAGCUUGAAGAGCUAUUUGCUCUUAUUUCGGCGCGGGAUCUACUCAGUCAGGCAGCAUGGAGCAAGCUGAGCUUGGCCACAGUAUUACCUCCAGUGCUCACGGUCUUGGGCCUACUGAUCAUGAUAGACUAUGGCUACAUGCUAUAUCUACACUUUAAGAUGCCCCCAGGCCCCCUUCCACUCCCCUUAAUAGGAAACACACACCUCCUCCCAGACAACAAACCCUGGAUCUACUUUGAGCAAUUAUCAAAACAAUACCAAUCCCCCAUAAUCACAUUCUGGACCGGUCGACGCCCAACCCUCUGGAUAUGCGACGCCUGGACCGCAAACGAACUCCUCGACAAACGCGCCGCAAUCUACGCCUCCCGCCCACGCAUGGUUGUCUUCAGCGAGCUCGGCGCCGGCCAGUCCAAUCUAGUCAACAUGUACUACGGCGAUAGAUGGCGCUUGCACCGGAAACUAACCCAUAUGGGAGUUGGUCUGCAGCAGGUGCGGAAUUAUCGGGGGUUUCAGAAUGACGAGAGCAAGGUUGUUGCGUUUGAUUUGUUGCGGGAGCCGACGGAGUAUGUGAAGCAUUUUGAGCGGUAUGCAACGAGUGUGGUGUCUAUUAUUGGGUUUGGGAGGCGGGUGGCUAGGUACACGGAUCCGAUUAUUACGGAGGUUAUUGCUGUUAUGCAGCGGGCGGCGGAGUUGAAUGUUCCUGGGAAGACUUUUCCGAUGUUGAUGGAGUCGUUUCCUUUUCUUGCCAAAUUCCCUAACUGGAUGGCACCCUGGAAACAAGGUCUAGGUAAAGGACAAGGCCGAGGACGACCAUUCUUCUACGCGCUCGCCGAAGAAGCAGCCCAGAAGCCCGACACAGACUCGUGUUACGCGAAGAAACUCUUUGAGGAGGGACCGAAGCACGAUCUCUCACGCAUGGAGAUCUCCUCGCUAUCGGGGAACCUGUUUGGUGCUGGUAGCGACACCUCCAGCUCGACACUGGUCACUUUCGUCCUUGCGUGUUGCGCGUUUCCCGACGCAUUGCCUAAAGCCUGGGAGGAACUUGAUCGAGUCGUGGGAUCACAUCGGAGCCCGACAUUCGACGAUGAGCCGGACUUGCCCUACGUGAAGGCGUUUGUGAAGGAGGUCCUGCGGUGGAGAUCCGUUGCGAUUAUUGGAGGGCAGCCGCAUGCGCCUAUUAAAGAUGAUUAUUAUAAGGGCUGGUUCAUCCCACGAGGAACCUGGGUCCAGGGUAACGUUUGGGCUAUCCACCAUCAUGAGCGAGAGUUCCCCGAGCCAGAUCGUUUCAACCCGAAUCGAUAUCUGAAGGAUAGUGCCGACCAUCGCCCAUUCCCUGGCGAAAAGGGAUACAUGACCUUUGGAUGGGGACGGCGUGUGUGCAGUGGCCAGGGACUAGCGGAACAAGGAACCUUCAUCACGAUUGCGCGGCUCCUUUGGGGAUUCAGGAUUGAAAAGGCACUGGAUGAGCAGGGCAAUGAAAUUCCCGUGGAUAUUUUCGACUUUACGAAUGGUCUCAAUAUGCGACCUAAUCCCUUCGAAUGCAGAAUCACACCUCGUAGCCCUGAAAUUCGAGCCGCUAUUGACAGAGAGGGCCGGCAGGCAUUGCAAGACCUGUCUCGUUUCGAUGGCGAGACUCAAUACCGCAUGAGCACAUACUACGCCACGGAGAAACUAUGA